GGUUUUGUUUUUUAGCGUUUGGCUUUGCUUUUGCUUUUGCUUUUUUAGAUAUCCUUUGUGAAAAGCUGCGUUAUUUUUUUCUUAAUAUUGUCCAGAACCAGCGAAACUUAGAGAGAAAGAAAACUCAAUUUUCUCAAAGGGAAAAGCAAAAGCAAAUCAAAGCCUCUAUCUUUUGAACCCUACCUCUUAUCAUUUUCUCGUAUCCGGAAUUUUUUUUCUCCUUCUGCUGUUUCUUUUUGUUGUGGGUAAUUAUGGCUGAUGUUUUGAGCAAUACCAAUCUGGUUUCUUCUUCCUUCUCUUCAUCUUUUACUGGUCACCGAAACGAGCAGAAAAAUAGCUCUUGCAGGCUAAAAGGGUUCCCCCGAAAAGUGAAUCGUCAGACUUUGAGAUUGAAAGCGACAUCGCUUGGCAGUGAUUUUCAUGGAAAGAGGGUUGUUCUUCAAGACAAUCAAGGCAAACCCAAGAGAGGGAUUUAUCUUCAAAUGUCAAUUAAGGCUCAGCAUACUGGCCUUAGACUCAAGAGUGCUCCAAAAUGGUGGGAAAAAGGAUUGCAACCCAACAUGAGGGAGGUGACCUCUGCUCAAGACUUUGUGGACUCCCUCUUGAACGCUGGAGAUAAACUUGUCAUUGUUGAUUUCUUCUCCCCUGGUUGUGGUGGCUGCAAGGCUCUCCAUCCCAAGAUAUGUCAGUUUGCAGAGAUGAACCCAGAUGUGCUGUUCCUUCAUGUGAAUUAUGAGGAACAUAAAUCCAUGUGUUAUAGCCUCAAUAUCCAUGUGCUUCCCUUCUUCAGGUUUUAUCGAGGGGCGCAAGGCCGGUUAUGCAGCUUUAGCUGCACUAAUGCUACGAUAAAAAAAUUCAGAGAUGCACUGGCCAAGCACUCUCCAGACCGGUGCAGUCUCGGGCCAACAAAAGGGCUGGAGGAGAAAGAGCUUAUUGCAUUGGCUUCCAACAAAGAUCUCAACUUCAAAUAUGCACAGAAACCAGAUCUGCCAACGCCAAUUCCUGCCAAGGAAGAGAGAGUGCCAGUAGUAUCCCCAUCUCAUCCAAAUCCAGCUCUACCUCUACCUCUUCCUCUUCCCACAGCAAGUCCAAAAUCUGGACAAGGCUCAGAGGAGAAAACGUUGGUCGGAUCAGGGAGAUGAACGGUCAGCAUUCACCGACUCUUCUCUCUACCCUCCUUGUACAGUUCUUGUUUGUGUUAUAUAAUAUCCAUGUUUACAAAGUAAUCAAACUAGUAGAGGUAAAGUCUAUAUGUGUGUUGUUACUAAAUUGCAGGCACAUGGGUAUUUUUUUGGGAUCCUAACCUGCUUGUAUGAUGGGUGUGUAUAUACUGUAAAAAACCUUAAAAUCUUUAUUGUAUUCUUGCUCUUUCUACUUUUUUUUUUUUUUUUUACCCCAUUUGGUAAAACAACAUGGGUAUUUUGUACCGGAUCUGUAGAAAUAAUAUAUUGUUUAUAAUAAUAAUAUUAUUACUAUUAUUAUUA
Manihot esculenta (cassava) is the source of this 1484-nucleotide messenger RNA. RefSeq names its product thioredoxin-like 1-1, chloroplastic. Lineage: Eukaryota; Viridiplantae; Streptophyta; Magnoliopsida; Malpighiales; Euphorbiaceae. The coding region runs from base 252 to 1142 and encodes 296 amino acids. The record is from RefSeq and is a predicted model, not a curated record. The transcript is spliced from 4 exons. Gene Ontology annotation, biological process: cell redox homeostasis.